This is a messenger RNA of Thalassophryne amazonica, 1759 nucleotides long. RefSeq names its product isocitrate dehydrogenase (NADP(+)) 2 (gene idh2). Lineage: Eukaryota; Metazoa; Chordata; Actinopteri; Batrachoidiformes; Batrachoididae. Gene Ontology annotation, cellular component: mitochondrion. The coding region runs from base 103 to 1461 and encodes 452 amino acids. Gene Ontology annotation, biological process: isocitrate metabolic process. The transcript has 11 exons. The record is from RefSeq and is a predicted model, not a curated record. Gene Ontology annotation, molecular function: isocitrate dehydrogenase (NADP+) activity; NAD binding; magnesium ion binding.
GCUGCCGCUGCCUAUAACACAGAGAACCUCUGAGCGUUCUGUCCCUUCUCUGCUCCGAGUGUUCUCGAGUGUGAACCGCAGAGUGCUACGCGCCGGGGAGACAUGGCUGGAUAUUUGAAAGUCCUCCGCUCCGUUUCCAGGUCGGCCGGUGCGCCUUUUUCCAGGAGCCCCGCGGUGCUUGCGCCGGCUGCAAAUUGCCAGACUUUACAACAAAGAAACUAUGCCGACAAACGUAUCAAAGUGGCUCAGCCAGUGGUGGAGAUGGAUGGAGAUGAGAUGACCAGGAUUAUCUGGGAGUUCAUUAAAGAGAAGCUCAUUCUGUCCAAUGUUGAUGUGGAAUUGAAGUAUUUUGACUUGGGACUGCCCUACCGUGACCAGACUGAUGACCAAGUCACCAUUGACUCUGCUCUCGCUACCAAGAAGCACCAUGUGGCAGUUAAAUGUGCUACCAUCACACCCGAUGAAGCAAGAGUGGAAGAGUUUGGCCUGAAGAAGAUGUGGAAAAGCCCCAAUGGAACAAUUAGAAACAUUCUGGGUGGCACCGUCUUCCGUGAGCCAAUCAUUUGCAAGAACAUUCCCAGGCUCGUUCCAGGCUGGACUCAGCCCAUCACCAUUGGCAGGCACGCCUUUGGUGAUCAGUACAGAGCAACAGAUUUUGUUGUGGAUCAACCCGGCAAAUUCAAGAUUAUCUUUUCCCCUACUGAUGGGAGUGCAAACAAGGAAUGGGAGGUGUUUGACUUCCCUGCUGGUGGCUGUGGGAUGGGCAUGUAUAACACAGAUGAGUCUAUUACAGGUUUUGCACAUAGCUGCUUCCAGUAUGCCAUUACCAAGAAGUGGCCGCUGUACAUGAGCACCAAGAACACCAUUCUUAAAGCCUAUGAUGGCAGAUUUAAAGACAUUUUCCAGGAUAUCUUUGAAAAGCACUACAAGCCAGAGUUUGACAAAUUGAAGAUCUGGUACGAGCACAGGCUUAUUGAUGACAUGGUUGCCCAAGUGCUGAAGUCCUCUGGAGCUUUUGUGUGGGCUUGUAAGAACUAUGAUGGAGAUGUUCAGUCUGAUAUCCUUGCUCAGGGUUUUGGUUCUUUGGGUCUGAUGACAUCAGUGCUUGUGUGCCCUGAUGGUAAGACUAUUGAGGCUGAGGCUGCCCACGGCACUGUGACCAGGCACUAUCGCGAACACCAGAAGGGAAGGCCAACUAGCACCAAUCCAAUUGCCAGCAUUUUUGCUUGGACUAGAGGCCUGGAGCAUCGUGGGAAACUUGAUGGCAGCUCUGACCUCAUGAAGUUCUGUCAGACCCUUGAGAAGGUCUGUGUUCAAACUGUUGAGAGCGGCACGAUGACCAAGGACCUGGCAGGCUGCAUCCAUGGACUGGCCAAUGUCAAGCUGAAUGAACACUACGUCAAUACUACAGACUUCCUUGACGCCAUCAAGACAAAUCUGGAUAAAGCUCUUGGCAAGUGAAGGACUUGAAAGAACAGAUGUAGUGUAACUAUUCUGUUUUUGUACCUCAUUUUUAACUUAAAGGUCAAGAAAACAUUUCAUAUGAAGGAAGAAUGAAGUACUGUGUACAGAAUAAUGUAGUAUUCUAUUAGGCUAUUAAAUGUUUGAGAGCUGUUCUUCCAUCCACCACCUCAUUUACUUCAUGUCCCAUUAUUUACAGGGUUUAAUUCUUAUGUGAAGUACUGUAUUCAGUGUGUAAAGCAUUUGAGGACUGAAGCCUGUCAGACCUUCUUGCAAAUAAACCCACUGUUUGACCUUC